Molecule: messenger RNA, 681 nt
Organism: Schistosoma mattheei
Lineage: Eukaryota; Metazoa; Platyhelminthes; Trematoda; Strigeidida; Schistosomatidae
Source: the annotation of a GenBank genome assembly
UGACUAUAUAUACACUAUAUAUACACAUUAUUAGAAUAAAGUCUAGCUUUAAAGAAUAUAUAUUUUAUGUAUAGAUGUUUAAUAAUUAGGAACUAGACAUUUUCUAAAUUUUAAACAAAUCCAUUAACCUUCAAAGACUAUUAUCAUAUUGAAGAAUGUAUCAUAGUAUUUAUUUAAUACUAAUUAUUCAUUUAAUGAUAUUUAUGUUAUGUGAAGGAAUAAUUCUUACAGAGAAUAAUCGUGAACAUUUAAUAGAUUGUUUACAAUUAUGUCAAUAUGCAUUUAUGACAUGUGAAUAUAAAUGUUUUAAAAUGAAUUUUUGUAAAACUAUUUGUGAUAAAACGUAUUAUGAAUGUGAAAAAUCAUGUUACAUUGAAGUAUUUAAUACUACUGAAACAUUUUGAUUUUUGAUUCUUGAUUUUUGAUAUAAACUUUAAAUGUGAUUUUGUUAUUCAUUUGAGAGAUAAAGAAUGGGGGGGGGAAUAAAUUGUUAUUAGAUAGAACAUAUUAUAUAAUGAUCGACUCUUUUAGUUGUUUGUUAGAAAGACGGGGUGGUGGGAGUGAUGGUAGCUGUGUUAGUAAGUAUAUUUCAUUUGGUUUACUAGUAACAGAAUUUAUAAGUUAAAAGGACGAGACUCUUAUUUAAGGACGAGCCAGUCAGAAGCGUUUGAGCAAUUUCAA